CCAACUGCUACAAUGGUAUAUGAUCUUAAAGAUGAGAGGACUGUUCUUAGACGUGGAAAGAGGAUAAGGAAAGGUGAAGGAAAACAGGAAGCAUUGGAAACCAAACAAAUUGAGAUUUUAGAAAACACUCCUACAGUAGCACAUGGAACUACUCUAAGAAGAGACAGAGAAAAAAAAGUUCAUUUUGAACUUGACCAAAAUAAGACUUCAGAAAAUAUUCCUUUCCAAGCAAAUGGAAAUCUCUUAAGAAGGGGCAGAAAGAAAGAGGUCAGUCUUACAUCACAGGUAGUUAGUUCUACGUCUCUUAGAAAAAAAUAUAACCUGUUAGAAAUUGAUGCCAAAAAGGAGACUCCUAAAAAAGACAAAGCAGCAGCUUCAGAAUAUACUGUUUCCUCAACAAAAGAGAAUCCAGUCAGAAGGGGAAGAAGGAAACAGGUUGAUGAUAAAGUUCUGGCCACUAGUUCCACUUUUUUUGGAGGAAAAUGCAGCUUGCUGGAAUAUAGUGGUAAAGAAGAGGUGUCAAAAGAUCACAGUGUGCCUUUGGAAACUAUGGUUUUGCAUACAAAAGAGAAGCUAUCAAGAAGAGGCAAAAGGAAUGAGGUUUUUCUCACAGCUAGAGGCGCUUCUCUGAGAGGAGAAAGCAGCUUACCAGAACAUGAUGGUAAAGAGGACAUUCCUGAAGAAGACCAAAAUGUGCUUUUGGGAAAUACUGCCGAGACCAAAGCUACUCCAUCAAGAAAGAGUCGAAGGAAACAGGUUGCUCUCACAACACAAGCAACUGGUUGCACUUCUCUCAGAGAAAAAAGCAGCUUGCCAGAAAAUGAUAAAGAAGUGAUUCCUAAAGAACAAAACAUGUCUUUGGGAAGUACUACCUCCCAGGAAAAAGCAAAUCUAUCAAGGAACAGCAGAAGGAAGCAGGUUGAUCUCACAGCACAAGGAGCUAGUUCCACAUCUCUCAGAGGAAAAAGCCGCUUACUAGAAAAUAAUGGUAAAGAGGAAAUUCCUGAAGAUGACCAAAAUGUGCUUUUGGGGAAUACUGCCAAGACCAAAGCUACUCAAUCAAGAAAGAGUCAAAGGAAACAGGUUGAUCUUACAACACAAGAAACUAGUUGCCCUUCUCUCAGAGGAAAAAGGAGCUUGCCAGAAAAUGAUGAUAAAGAAGAGAUUCCUAAAGAUCAAAACAUGUCUUUGGGAAGUACUGCCUCCCAGGAAAAAACAAAUCCAUCAAGAAACAGCAGAAGGAAGCAGGUUGGUCUCAUAGCACAAGGAGCUAGUUCCACAUCUCUCAGAGGAAAAAGCAGCUUGCCAGAAAAUGAUGGUAAAGAGGACAUUCCUGAAGAAGACCAAAAUGUGCUUUUGGGAAAUACUGCCGAGAUCAAAGCUACUCCAUCGAGAAAGAGUCGAAGGAAACAGGUUGAUCUCACAACACAAGCAACUAGUUGUACUUCUCACAGAGGAAAAAGCAGCUUGCCAGAAAAUGAUGAUAAAGGGAAGGUUCCUGCAGAAGACCAAAAUGUGCCUUUCAAAAAUAUUACCAAAACACAAGCUAAUCCAUCAAGAAAGGGCAGAAGGAAACAGGUUGAUCUCACAACACAAGCAACUAGUUGCACUUCUCUGAGAGGAGAAAGCAGCUUACCAGAAAAUUAUGGUAAAGAGGACAUUCCUGAAGAAGACCAAAAUGUAUUUUUGGGAAAUACUGCUGAGGCCAAAGCUACUCCAUCAAGAAAGAGUAGAAGGAAACAAGUUGAUCUCACAACACAAGCAACUAGUUGCACUUCUCCCAGAGGAAAAAACUGCUUGCCAGAAAAAAAUGAUAAAGAGAAGACUCUGAAAGAUGAAAAUGUGUCUUUCAGAAAUGCUACUGAGACAAAAGCUAAUCCAUUCAGCAAGGGUAGAAGGAAACAGGCUGGUCUCACAACACAGGCAGCUAGUUGCACUUCUCUCAAAGGAAAAAGCUUGCCAGAAAAAGAAGGAAAAGAGAAGACUCCUAAAGAAAACCAGAAUAUGCCUUUGGGAAAUAUUACUUCCCAGGCUUCAAAAAAGGGUGGAAGGAAACAGCUCGAUCUCACAACACAGGCAGCUAGUCCCACUGCUAUUGAGGGAAAAAGUUGCAUGCCAAAAAAUGAUAGUAAAAAGAAGACUUCUGAAGAAGACCAAAAUGUGCCUUUGGCAAACACUACUUUAGAGACAAAAGCUAAUCCAUCAAGAAAGGGCAGAGGGAAACAGGUUGAGCUCACAUCUCAAGCAGCUAGUUCCACUUCUCUCAGGAGAAAACGCCACUUGCCAGAGGAUGAAGAGACAGCCAAAAAACUAAAAGCAGAGUGUGGUGAAAGAAUUACUCUGCAGAAAGAAACAAGGAACAAAAGUAACAGAAAACUUGAUAAAUGUGGUUUAAACAUUCAGAGUGUUGGAGGAACAGAAAGGAAAACAAGAGCAAGUACAAGAACAAGAAAAUAAUGUCAUAGUUGUAGAGUGAGUGUUGCAAUAUCAAUAUUUGAUUUUGCAAUUUUUUUAUGUAAAUGGAGAAACGCUUAGAUUUUAUAGUUGUAAAGCAUUCAGUGAAUUUAAGUGUAGUGGUGAUAUGUUUAUCUGUUUUUAUAAGUAGAAGAAAUACCUCUUUUAACGGCAUAAUUCAGCCAUAAAUGUUUGCUUUCGAAACUCUGGUGAGCUUUAGCAAAACUACAGCAACCAAAAAAACUUCCUGGGCCAAAUUAGUGCUGCCUUUCUUGGAUCAUUAGAACAGUUUGAAAGUUGUAUUAUUUUGCUGAAUCUGCCUAUAUAUAAUUGUAUGUUCUUAUCUAGUUUAGCUUAUUUUGGUAUAUUGAAGGUUUAUUUUUUCAUGAAAGUUUUGUAAAUAUCUUUUUUUUUUAAAGUCUACAGGUUUUUAUUGGCAAAGCUAUUAUGUGGAAAUUCUGACAACUGCUUAAAUUGACUAUUGCAAAAAAUGCAGAUAGAUUUUUAUAAGUCAAUAAAUUUUGUAAAUGCUA
Messenger RNA from Pelodiscus sinensis (Chinese soft-shelled turtle), 2987 nucleotides. The record is from RefSeq and is a predicted model, not a curated record. Lineage: Eukaryota; Metazoa; Chordata; Testudines; Trionychidae.